AUUUUCCACAAAAUAUGGCUCAGAGACCAAAACAAGCAUGCUCGUGACUCAGCCAAUUGCUAAGGUGGAGAAGCACUGGACUGUGUAACAGGUGGAGCACACAUGGCCCUGCCACUUGGCUGCACAUCCAGCCCCACCUCCUUCCCCACAUAAACCUUUGUGAAGAGUCUCACUGAAUCACAACUGGGCAGGGAAGGGGAGCCCUGGAAGCACAGCCCCACAAAGUGUUGCACAAUCCACUGGAAGGAAAACUCAUAAGAGAUCGUUGUUAAAGGAAACUGGUAAUGGACCUGAUCACAAACUAUUCCAUGGAAACCUGGGUUCUCCUGGCUACCUGCCUGGUGCUCCUCUAUCUAUACGGGACCUCUUCACAUGGCCUUUUUAAGAAGUUGGGAAUUCCUGGGCCAAAACCUCUUCCCUUUUUUGGAAAUAUGCUGACUUCCCGCAAGGGUAUCUGGGAUUUUGACACAAAAUGUUUUAAAAAGUAUGGAAAAAUGUGGGGAUUUUAUGACGGUCGACAGCCUAUAUUAGCUAUCACAGAUCCUGAUAUUGUAAAAACAGUGCUGGUGAAAGAAUGUUAUUCUGUUUUCACAAACAGGCGGUCUUUUGGUCCACUGGGAUUUAUGAAGAAAGCCAUCAGUUUAUCUGAAGAUGAAGACUGGAAGAGGAUACGAACAUUGCUGUCCCCAACAUUCACCACUGGGAAACUCAAGGAGAUGUUCCCCAUCAUUGAACAGUAUGGAGAUGUACUAGUGAAAAACCUGAGACAGAGAGCCAAGAAAGGUGAACCUGUCUCCAUGAAAGACAUCUUUGGGGCCUACAGCAUGGAUGUGACCACUGGCACAUCAUUUGGAGUGAAUGUCGAUUCCCUCAACAACCCAAAAGAUCCGUUUGUGGAAAAAAUCAAGAAGAUCUUAAAAUUUCAAUUUUUUGAUCCACUUUUCCUCUUAAUAUUAUUUUUUCCAUUCCUUACACCAGUGUUGGAGGCAUUAAAUAUCUCCGUGUUUCCAAGAGAUGUCAUAAAUUUUUUUAAAAUAUCAAUUGAAGGGAUUAAAGAAAGUCGCCUCAAAGAGAAACAAAAGCACCGAGUGGAUUUUCUUCAGUUGAUGAUGAACUCUCAGAAAUCCAAAGGCACAGUGUCUCAUAAAGCCCUGUCUGAUCUGGAGCUCGUGGCCCAAUCAAUUAUCUUUAUUUUUGCGGGCUAUGAAACCACUAGCAGUGCUCUUUCUUUCAUUAUGUAUGAAUUGGCCACUCAUCUUGAUGUCCAGAAAAAACUGCAGCAGGAGAUUGAUACAGUUUUGUCCAAUAAGACACCUGCCACCUAUGAUGCCCUGGUACAGAUGGAGUAUCUGGAUAUGGUUGUGAAUGAAACACUCAGAUUAUACCCAAUUGCUGGAAGACUUGAGAGGGCUUGUAAGAAAGAUGUUGAAAUCAAUAGAGUGGUCAUUCCCAAAGGGUCAGUAGUGCUGAUACCAACCUAUGCCCUUCAUCGAGAUCCCAAAUAUUGGAAAGAGCCUGAAGAGUUCCGCCCUGAAAGGUUCAGUAAGAAGAACAAGGACAAUAUUAAUCCUUACAUAUACAUGCCUUUUGGGGCUGGACCCAGGAACUGCAUUGGCAUGAGGUUUGCUUUCAUGACCAUGAAACUUGCUAUCAUCAGAGUCUUGCAAAACUUCUCCUUCCAAACAUGUAAGGAAACACAGAUCCCUAUGACAUUUAACAAUCAAGCACUUCUUCAGCCAGAGAAAGAUAUUCUUCUGAAAGUAGUGUCAAGAGAGGAGACCUUAAGUGGAGCCUAAUUUUUCCUAUGAUCUUCUGCUAUGUUCUCUUCUUCAUGGAAGCUGUGUCAUAGAACACUAGUGAUUGAUUUGUCAAAAAAAAUUAGAAAUGAAAAAAAUGGACUUAAUCUGCACUUGAUGAGUGAUUGAGAUUCUGGACCUUCAUUGUGCUUGCUUACUGUGUGUGUAGGGUAUUAUCAUAUUAGUGGGAAAUAGGUAGACACCCUCCCUGGGACACAUGACUACCUGUACCUACCCACAUUUAGCAUGAUAAACACUUCUGAUCAGAAAUAAACAUUCAUCACUAAUUUAAUUGAAAA
Heterocephalus glaber (naked mole-rat) is the source of this 2095-nucleotide messenger RNA. RefSeq names its product cytochrome P450 3A9. Gene Ontology annotation, molecular function: oxidoreductase activity, acting on paired donors, with incorporation or reduction of molecular oxygen, reduced flavin or flavoprotein as one donor, and incorporation of one atom of oxygen; heme binding; iron ion binding. Gene Ontology annotation, biological process: oxidative demethylation; steroid metabolic process. The record is from RefSeq and is a predicted model, not a curated record. Lineage: Eukaryota; Metazoa; Chordata; Mammalia; Rodentia; Bathyergidae.